This is a messenger RNA of Tetrahymena thermophila SB210, 4035 nucleotides long. RefSeq lists its product as hypothetical. The transcript is spliced from 3 exons. Lineage: Eukaryota; Ciliophora; Oligohymenophorea; Hymenostomatida; Tetrahymenidae. The record is from RefSeq and is a predicted model, not a curated record.
AUGGCAGAUCAAGCAAAAGGCGAAUCAGCUAAGGCUUUUUAAUUAUAGCUUAAGCCUCAUUUAAGAGAAAUAGCUAAGAAAGUUAUUACAAAGGAAGAAUAAAAUGAAUAGAAAGAAUAAAAAAAUAUCACAAAUCAGUAGAAUUAAGCUGCCACUCCAAUCACUAUAGUAUCAACUGCAACAACUACUGAUUAAAACAACAGCUAAUUUAAUCCGUUAGAUGUUAUUAAAUCUUUAGCAGAGAUGAAACCAAUUGUCAUAGUUAAAAAAGAUAGUGCUACCCAAAGCAAGAGCAGAAGCAACAGUUAUUCAAAUUAAAGAGCAAUAUCAAGCAAGGUUUAAGCAACAAAUGGAUUUUAGGUAGAUCAAAGCAUUGUUUCAAAAAGCGAGUAGGUAUUAGAAGAAGAAGCACUUAGUUUGAUAGAAAAACAUUCAUAAAUUGGUUUUCAAAGCUUGUGCAAAGAUGAUUUAAAAAGCGCGUUAUUAAAUUUAAGAAGGUCAGAUAUAAUCAUGAAUGCAUUUAUAGCAAAUGAAGGUUAAAUAGACAUGAGCAUUUUGUAUUUUGUAAAGGUUAAUUUAGGCAUUUGCUUUUAUAAGAUUGGAUUACUGGAAGAAGCUUUUACAUGUUUUGAGACUUGCAUUAUGUCAAUAAAGAAAUAGCAAAGAGAUAGCAAUGUAAAUGCAAUUUUAGUUAAAUUAUACUUUUAAUGCUGCAUAUUACAAUCAGAACUGAGUAAUCAUGAAAGAGCUCUCUUUUUUGGAAAGAAAGCAACAAAAACUAUCAUCAGUUAAUAUAUGGAUUUACUUAUAGGAUUAGCUUAGAAAUUAGCUAAUUAUUAACGAUCUAUUUAGGCUAUGGAUGCUAUUUAGUCUCAAAAAUAGCUAUCAGUUCAAAGAAAUAUUAAUAAAAAGUCUGAUAAAAGCAUGAUAGAAAAUGAUUAUUACGGAGCUUAAUAUAUAAGCUAAAAUAAAAAAUAAUCUUCAAAGCAAUCAGUUGCAUCUAGCAUAGAUCAAUAAUAGAAUUCAUUUUAUAAUCUUUCAAACAUGAACUUGAACAUGUAAAAUAUAAGCGAAUUUGAUUAUUAAGGAGAGGAUUCUUAACCUAACAAUCAGAAUUAAACAAGCAAUGGUAUUGAUAUUGAAAUGCAAAGCAUUUAGAUUAAUCCCAAAAAUAAUUAGCAAUAUAAAGGAAAUAAUUUUAGAAACAAUAAAAAAAAAUUAUUAGAAAUUUAAACAUCAGUAAAUCAAGAGUCAUUUUAUAUGUCUAGUUAAAUGAAUGAAACUUAAAGUGAGAUUAGCAAAGAUGUUAAAGGACUUUUAUAAUAAAAUGCCAGUGAGACGAAUUCUAUUAUAAGUGAAUUUGAGACAAAUCUACGAAAAAUCUAAGUUAAUACAGAUCUUACUGAUUAAGAAAAGAAUUUUUUUAUGAUUAUUAAAUCAAUUCUCUCAAAAGUUUUAGAUAUUCCAUCUCUUCUUUCAGCUAAAAAGUAUUCGAUUCUAUCUGCAUUAUUUAAGAAUCAUCUUAAAAGUACAAUUGAUGCAACAUAGUCACCUAUGCUUGAAAAAGGUAAAGAAAGUAAAACUUCUUCCCCAAAGAUAAGUUAACCUGGUAAUCAUUUUAGGUCUACGUUUUUAGAAAAAAUGAACAUGAAAGAAAUAUUUAAAAACUAAGAAGUAGUUCUUCAAAAAUCAAAUAUUCUUGGUUAGUUGCAACUUAAAGCUAUGAGUUUGGAAUAAAUUAGAGCACCUAUUCCAAAUGAAAUUAAUGAAAAAAUUUUGCUCUUUAAUGCUUAACUGAGUGUGGGCUUUUAUUGUGUUUCAACUGAGUACCGCUUCAUAGAGCAACCAUAAGCAAAUUUAACAAAAGAAAAUUGUGAUGAAGUUACUAACUCAGAAAAUUAUCUUUCUCGUGCUCUUGAAAUUGCCUUUGUAUAUCUUCCUCAUGAAGUACCUCUUGUUGGUUAAAUUAUGAGUGUCCAUACAAAAUUUCAUGCAGCAUUUAGAUAAUGUAUUUAUGAAGAUCAACCAGACUAAAAAAAUCAUACACUUGUCAGGACUUUACCAGGAGGUUGCAAAGCACCCUUUUUCAUUCCUCUGAUAAGAAAAAAGAGAGAACAAUUCUAAAUUACUAAUUCAAAAAUACUUAAUACAGACUUAAUAAAACAGCACCAGGAUUUUUCUAAACAAGAAAGACUUCAUUUAGAUGCUCAUCCAACUGAAGAGUAUUAGAAUGAAACAGAGAGCGAUUAAGGCUUCUUUAUUUAAGAUGAAGCACCUAAUUCUUAAAAUUAUCUUCUUUAAUAAAACUUAGCCACUAUUAUUCAUAAAGGAAAUGAAAUUCAAAUUUAGUAGUAAAAAGCUAAUCAAAGAAAAAAUUCAAUAUAAAGAGAAAAAAGUGCAGAAGGUACAAGCAGAAAAAAUAAAAAAUCUAGUGAAUAAGCAGAAAAAAUAUAUAGAAGCAAUAAAAUGAUUAGUGGUAACCCAUAAGGCAUAUCAAACCAAACUGGUGAAAUUAAGGUUAGACAAAAUAGAACAUUAGAUCCUCCAUCUAAAGCUAGAAGUAUAAGCUCUAAUAAUGGACCUGCCACAAUACAUAGCUCAUUUAUAAGUAAUUCUUAAAAUCCUUCACCACAAAGCGGAAAUAACUAAUUUAUUGGUUUCUAAACUAUAAAUAAAUAGUAAAAAUCUAUUGAUAAAUAGAGCAUUGAUAUUAACUCUUAGAGAAAUUUAGAAUAUAACAAUGGUUAAUUUUAACAUAAUAUAUAACCUAAUUCUAGCUAAUAAAAAACAAAUAAUAACUAUAUUAAUAGAUUAAAAAUCUUAACUAAACCACCUCUUCACCAAAGAAUUUAAUAGGCAAUAAAUUCUCAAUAACAAACUCAUCAAACUUCUUCUUCCCUAUAAGCUUCUCAGAUUUAACUGAGCUCGUAAGAAAAAUAGAUCGAAAAAGAAAUAUUUUAACUUUAAGUGAAAUAUUAAUAAGCUAAAAAUAAUCAAAUUUCUACUAACAACUUUAUUAGUUAAAAUGAUGAAACUUUAAAGUAUAAAAUUUAAAAUCAUCAACAAGGAAAUUAUAGCAUUUAAUAAACUACUUCAUAACAAUUAAAUAGCUAAAGUAAUUUUAUUUAAAACUCUUCUGCAAAUAUUAGCUAAGCAAACAAUAAUAGCAAUACUCCUAUUUUAGCUAGUAACUAGAAUAACUUUAAUUAAAUAAUUUAAUAGAAUUAGAAUUAAUCACAAGCCUUAAAUCCUAUUCAAAAGAGAAAAAAAAAUUUUAAUAUCUAAAUAAAUAACAACAUAAAUUUCUUUAUUUAAAAUGGCACAAAUUCAAAUAAUUCUAGCUUAAAUAACUCUUUCCAUAGUAGUAAUUAGCUUCCUGAAAGCUCCAAUGAAAACAUACCUUCAAAAAGUUUCAACAGCACUCCUCUUGGCACAAACAGAUAAUAAUAUUCUAGAUAAAACAAGCAUACCAAUAAAAGCUAAAACAGUAAUUAAAAUACUACCAAUCCUAACUUAUCUGCUUUAUUAUAGCAAGAAAACAUUAUAUUCAACUAAGAAAGAUCAAACAGUCUUAAUUAUCCUAAUGUUUAAAAAAAGAGAAGCAAACAUUACUACUAAAAGAAUCAAAACCACAAUACUUUAAACUAUAACUCUGCUCAAAAUUCUCCAAAUACUAGCUUCUAAAUACUGAACACUUCUACUCCAUAAAAUUCUUCUACUUUAUUUCCCCUUUCUUCUAAAAACAAGAAUACACCUCAAGGUUAAGCAAUUUUCAACUCUACUCAUAAUAAUUAGCAAAAUAUUAUAAAUUCUAAUUAAAUACAAAUAUAAAAUAGUAUUCCAUAAACAACAAAAGCUAAGCCUUCUCCCUAGCUAAAAGAUAUAAUAUUUGCUACAGGUAAUCAAAGUGUUAAAAACUAAGCUUAACAAGAAACACCAAUCAAUUUUGGAUUACCUAGUAGCACCAAAAAUCCAUAUAUAAACAAUAAAAAUUUAAGAAAAUUUAAGUUAGCAUCUGAAAUUAUAAAUUUUUGA